Meloidogyne enterolobii is the source of this 549-nucleotide messenger RNA. The record is from the annotation of a GenBank genome assembly. NCBI's taxonomy places the organism in Eukaryota, Metazoa, Nematoda, Chromadorea, Rhabditida, Meloidogynidae.
AUGAAAAUAGAGAUAAAUAAUAAAGAUAUUAAAAUGUCAGAAACAAUUAAUUCACAAAAUACGCAAUUCUUUAAUUUAGCAAAAUUAGCUGUUGAUGCUAACACUUCCUUAUUAAAAUUUAUUUUGUCACCUAUAGAAGCAGAAAAUAAAGAAGAAUAUUUAGAGAGAGAAAUAAAUUUACAAAAUAAUUUUAUUUUACUUUUUGAAGAUUUAAAUAAUAAUUUUGGCUUAAAAAUUUUAAUUAAUAAUUAUUAUUUAAUACCUAAUGAAGAAUUAAAAAAUAAUAAUUUAUUUAAAUUAAUUUCAAAACUUUUAAAUUAUUUCUAUAAAAUUAAAAAUAAUAAAAAUAUUAAAAGAAAACAAAAAACUUGGAAACGAAAAAUAUUAAUUAAAAAAUUUCAAAAAAUUGGGGAAAAUUCGUUAAAUAUUAGUGGAAAGUCAAUAAAAAGGAAAAGAAGUGAAUUAUGGAAUAAAGAAAGUCAAAAAAUGAAGAAAAGAAUUACAGCUAAUGAUUAUUUAAAACAAAGAGAAAAAGUUUUGAAUAUUUGA